UCCAACUGGCACCGUCACACCCGCAGUCUGCCCUGCUUGCUACUAUUGUCCAACUGGCACCGUCACACCCGCAGUCUGCCCUGCCUGGCUACAAUUGUCCAACUGGCACCGUAACACCCGCAGUCUGUCCUGCUGGCUACUAUUGUCCAACUGGCACCGUCACACCCGCAGUUUGCCAUGCUGGCUACUAUUGUCCAACUGGCACCGCCACACCCGCAGUCUGUCCUGCUGGCUACUAUUGUCCAACUGGCACGGGCACACCCACAGUCUGUCCUGAAGGCUACUAUUGUCCAACUGGCACCGUCACUCCAAAUGCCUGUCCUGCUGGCUUCUAUUGUCCAACUGGAACCUUGACACCAAAUGUUUGUACUGCUAGCUACUACUGUCCAACUGGCAGCAUUGCACCGGUUAUCUGUCCUGCCGGCUACUAUUGUCCAACUGGCACCAGCACACCGGGUUUCUGUCCUGCUGGCUUCUAUUGUCCAUUAGGAACGGGUACACCUCAUGUCUGCCCUCAUGGCUACUAUUGUCCAACUGGCACCGUCACGGAACUGCCGUGUGUUCCUGGACAUUUAUGCCCAAAAGGUUCAGGCAAGCCUGUUCCCUGUCCUCUGGGAACAUAUGUCCCGAAUAUUAUGGCCACCGAAUGCAGCCUAUGUGCAGAGGGCUAUUUUUGUCCUAAUACGUACACUGAGAUCGAGUGUGUAUGGCAUAUCUAUUGUAAACCAGGAUCUAUAAGAGAGGAGUGCGAAGUAACAGAUCUUGGAAACAUUAGUUCAAGUCUUGAAAUAAGGUGUAUUCCUGGCUGCCAGCUGUAUAUGACCGCCAUCGUACCAUUGGAGUUUACAGUUCUUUCCCAGAAUACCUUGAAGAUCUUGCAGUACUCAUGGACCCUUCAUGAAUGUCGUAGCCUUGACCUGAAGGACUGCCGUUACUGUCAGCAUCAUGCAAUCAAUGUAGGACACCUGUAUUCAGUUGCUGUCGAUAAACAGGCUUUAAAUAUAAGCUGGGCUUAUGCUCUAGUUUAUAUCACAGUCUCUUACGAAAAUGGAGACAAAGAGUGGGCCCACCUCAUGUGGAAGUAUUUUGAAAAACGAACAAACAAAGAAUGCUACACCGUACCUACAAGCGGUAUAACGCUAAUACAUCGUUUUGACAUCUACUGCAGAGAUACAAAUGAGGGCAAUGAAAGCAAUGAAAGCUUGGAUAUGACAACAGCCCAGUUUACAUACAAAUUAAUGACUAUGUUUGAAUUUCAAGAGAUAUUGAUCAACGUUGCUGACAGCUAUGAUCAGACGGACUUGUAUCUGAUGGCAGGGAACAGCAGCCGGGGUCAUAUACUGGACCUGCACAUGAUAUGUCUCUAUCAAGAUCAUCAGGUCUGGGACUUGUGGUUCACCACUCAGGUAUUUGAACCAAAGCUUUUAACUACAAACAUGAUACGUGAAAUGGAGGAUGUGGCUACAACGGUAUCCUUUGAAGGAGAAGAUUUCUACAGCUCAUUGCAGAAAGUUACAAGUGUAGUACAUAUGAUGAAUCUGGAAGUGGAAGUUGUAAACACAACAACAAUAACAACAACAGAGGAUGGGGAGAUGACCAUAAAUGCACAGAAAAAUACUACUCAAUUGCGCAGUAUGGUAGUGGAGAGAUUGUCAGAGAUUGCGCCUGACAAUGCAGACAUGGUGAAGGGGCUUUCUCAUUCCUUGAACACUGCCAUUAGCAAGAAGGAUGAUGUUACGAAAGAGACGCAGAAAAAAGCAAUGGACAUGUAUGUUUCUUUGGUAAACUCCUACGAAGACACGGCAUCAGAUGUUCCUCAACAGGCAAUCAAAGACAUUGCGAAAGUGCUGGUCACAGGGACAGUUAUGAUGAUGGAUUUCACUGAAAACGAAAAAAACAAAAGUCUGGUGAAGGAAUCAUCAGCUGCGCUCAUCAACUUAAUGGACAAUAUUAUGGGAACAUUGCAAAACAAACAUGUGACAAACUCACCAGGUUUGGACAUUGUGACGCCUGAAGCAACAAUCCAGGUUUCAAAGGUAUCUCCCGACAGGAUAGCUGGAAACAUGUUCGGGCCAUCUGCUGAAUCUAGCGAAAAAUAUACAGACACGACAGAAGUGACUAAGUCUGGCUUAAGCUUGCCGAAGAACGUAGAUCUCACUGAAGUCAGUAAUGGCUCUGUUGCCAUGCAGUAUAUGCACAUGAAGAAAAAUCCUUAUAACUGGGGAAAAAACACGGAGUGGGUUUUAACACCUGUCCAGUCUUUAAGUUUAAAAGAUGAACAAAAUAAACCAAUACCAAUGUCCAACCUCACGGAACCAGUCCGGAUAACAACACCAAUUGCAAGUAAAGGCCUGCCAAAGUCAAUCGCUAUACCAAUACGGUUCAGCAUACUGAAGAGGAAUACUACGUGGACGUUAUUUCCUAAGAUGUCGCAUUCCUGCUAUGGCACAUUCAAUCUAUAUCUGGAAAAGAACUCGCUUGUGUCUUUUAUUUUCACUCUUCCUGGAAAAGUGAAAUCCAUAAAUAUUGGCAUUGGUAAAAAUAGGCUUGUGGAUAAGAGUCAUAUGCAUGACAAAUCCUUCAAGUACCCAGAAGACAUUGUUAUAAUUGACAAGCUCUACGGUUGGCACUCUGAUGAGGAUGUUACGGCAGAAUUCGAGAAUACAACUUUGUUUAGGGAUGUCUUUCAAUUCAAGACCUUUACAUUUUUCUGCACAAGCUAUCUCGGUAGAUGUUGCUCUUCCAAUGCAAGUGAAUGCUUGGAAAUAUACAGUUACUGUUAUGGCAGAGGUCUUGUAAAUGUCAGCUCCGAAUGUUUAGCCAAGUUUCAGGAAAUAAUCAUUGAAUCAGAAGUGGAAAUAACACAAUCUGAUCAAGACAUGAAUGAUACACAAUCUGAUAAAAAAACCAUCAAGCAGAUUCUGCUGAGAAUGUAUGACUCUGAUGUGAUGCUCAACAAGACAGGCUCGUACCUGCAUAUUGGAGUGAGUCUUGACAUAGCACUUGCAGAGGUGAGAGACAUUUUAACAGAAGAAAAUCCAGGAUGUCUCGGUAAUCAUGAAAAGCCUCUGUGCCUGGCAGAAGUGGAAAUGAACAUAUCAGUGUCUGUGAACAGCCUUGUGUGCUUAUACUGGGACGAAUAUAACGAAGAGUGGACGCCUAAAAGAGUUCAGGUUGCAUUUUCCAAUGCUGAUGAUACAUCCUAUGAGUGUCUAAGCACCCACCUGUCAGCUUUUGCCGGAACUAUAUUUGUGGCUCCAACUUCAGUUGAUCCUUUUGGUGAAGCAGAGUUAUUUCUCACGUUCUUUGAGAAUCCCGUGGUUGUCACGACAGUGAUCCUGGUCUGGGCCAUGUACAUCUUCUUUGUCCACUGGGCCCGCAACGCAGACAGAAAGGACUUGGAGCGAGUGGGUGUGGUCAAUUGUAAGGACAACCUCCAGUCUGAAAAAUAUCUGUAUCUUGUGUGCAUAGCAACAGGCUGGUGGAAACACGCUGGCACCACUGCAAAUGUUUAUUUCUACAUGACUGGCUCUGAGGGUGUAAGUGGGAGGAAGUGCCUCAGCUCUGCAGGCAGGAAGUGUUUCCAGGCAGGCUUUGAAGACUGGUUCCUGGUCACCACCUCACAAUGUCUCGGGGAAAUACAGUCUGUCACACUGUGGCAUGAUAACACUGGCAACAAUCCACAAUGGUACCUAAACCAGGUGUAUACCCGUGAUGUGCAGACUGGCAACAGCUGGACUUUCAUUUACAAUGAUUGGUUGGCAGUGGACAGGGGAGCUCUCCUUCAGAUUGCAACUACCCUUGGUGCUGUCACACGGGAGGAGGCUAGGCUGAAGACCAAGUACCACUUCAUGAUCAAGUCAAGCAAGGACCUCCGUGAUGGCCACCUGUGGUUCAGCAUCUUCUCCAAGCCCCCUCAGAGCCAGUUCACGCGCGUUCAGCGCCUCACGUGCACACUGUCUCUCCUGCUCACUACCAUGCUUACAAACCUCAUGUUCUAUGGAAUCCCAACUGAUGAUCCCGCUGAUCAGGUCGUGGCUGGAGCCUUCAAAUUCAGUCUCUCACAGAUCGUUAUUGGUAUACAGAGCAGUCUGAUAAUGUUUCCAAUAAACUUGAUCAUCAUCCAGCUGUUUAUGAAAGUGAAACCCAAACCCCGGAAAUCUUCACGUAAACCCAGCUUUGCCUCUGAGGACAUAAAGACAAUAAUUGAUUCAUGCGGUGUCAAUAUAAAGAGAAAUUUCAACCACCUUAGCAUUCAAAACCCUGCUGGUUUAUUGACAUUCAUCAAAGAAAUGCAAAAUUAUAGUAACAUUAGGCUGUUUCAUGAUAUGUUUCGUGAAGUAAAGGGAUUCGAGUGUGGCCUUGACCCAAAUCUAAUUGUUACUGAAUUUGUUAAUACCGUUGACAUGUUUGACUGGGAAAUGGCAGGCAAAGCCAUCGGUAUGAAUGUGCACGUGGAUGAUUCAGGCUCAUUCAGUCUGUUAGCGCCCAGUGCAGGACACACUGAGGUUGCAGACUCGUUGCAACCUUUUGGUUCCCUGCCACCUAGCUUUCUCAAUACAGAUCAUAAAGUGUGUCAUCGCCAGGACAGAGUUCAUCGUAAUAAAAAACGGAAGCCCACUGUUUCUUUUGCACCUAAACUGAUGAUGCCUAUGGAAGACAUGACAAGUGGUGUCCACAGUGGAACUGAUAUUCAUGCCCCAGUCAGUAUAAGAAAGGAUACUUCCAGAAUACUGCCAUGGUGGUUCAUCUACAUUGCCUGGUUUGUAGCCAUCUCAACUUGUCUCAUAUCGUCCUUACUUCACGAUGCUCUAUGGCUUAAAGUUUGGCUAUGCACGCAGUGUAGAGUGGCUCGUAUCCUUCUUUACAGGGUUGGUUCAAAGCAUCUUUUUUCAGCAACCCAUUAAGGUGCUGUGUAUGGCUGUUCUUCUAACUUUGAUAUUUAAGAAACCAGCGGAGUUUGAUGAUGUGGAGGAACCUCGUGAACUGGAUGAUGAUGAAGAGUACUUGAAGGCAGUUACUGAAGACCCUGAUGUCCACCACAACCUUCGUCCCC
Messenger RNA from Dreissena polymorpha, 5056 nucleotides. RefSeq lists its product as uncharacterized. The transcript is spliced from 26 exons. Bases 636 to 4907 code for a protein of 1423 amino acids. Gene Ontology annotation, molecular function: protein binding. The record is from RefSeq and is a predicted model, not a curated record. Lineage: Eukaryota; Metazoa; Mollusca; Bivalvia; Myida; Dreissenidae.